This is a messenger RNA of Triticum turgidum subsp. durum (durum wheat), 354 nucleotides long. NCBI's taxonomy places the organism in Eukaryota, Viridiplantae, Streptophyta, Magnoliopsida, Poales, Poaceae. The record is from the annotation of a GenBank genome assembly.
AUGCUGAAAUUUUGUUCUGAUAGUUGGCUCUUCUGUUGCAGUAAUUUCAGCUCUACCAUAAUCAUGAGUCUAGCUUGUCUCGUAUGCCAUGGCAUGAGCAGCCCUUCACAGUCUUUCAGAAGCUAUUCAGUCUCAAGCUCAGAGGAGGAAAACAGGUGUGGAGCUGCUGUUGCCUGCCUAUCGCGGAAAAUUUUGGCUGCAGGACCUGCUAGCCGUGUGGGAACAUCAAAGGUGACACCUGUAAUGGCCACUGGACAAGGCAUCGAGGGUGCUCCUCGUCUUCAACGGAGCCGUGCUGUUUCAAGGGAUCUUGUCAGGGACUGGAACUUCGACGAGAUCGUUAUUGGGAACUAG